AUGCCUAUCAUAAUCGACACUGUCAGAAUUCUCGAGGACAUUAUUUUCCUCGAUAUUGACAAUGUUGUUCCGUCCUGGGACACAUACUGCUUCGCACUCGAUGUUGACUCUCCUGGACGCAAGAGAAUUGUUUUACGCUUUAAAGAUGCCCAGAUACUCAAGUUGAAAAAUGGUAAGGACAAGGAAGAUAAUUCUCAGGUAUCGGAAGACAAGCUUGAAGAAGAGUCGGUGGUCGAGACAUCGGAAGACGAGUCGGAGGAGGAAUUGGUGGUCAAGAAAGAGGAAGAAGAAGACAAAUGUCCCCAGGCCAUUCCUCUCAGCGCCUCUCCAUGUAACCUCCUUAGCAGGCGCCUCGAAAACCCCAACCCAGAUCCAGACAAUCCCACUGUGCCUUGGCGCUACCUCGUGCGUCCAAUUGGUGCAUCUCAUCUUAGUGCCAAAGCGGAGAAAAGAGAUGCUGAUGAGCAGGAGCUCCAGCAGAGCAUUAAUAUUGCAACACGGUUCUUGAAACAUAUCAAUAGAACUACUAAAUGGGUCUGCGCUGUUGCAUCGCAUGCCCUACAGCCGUCAACACCGCAAGAUAUAUCGUUUCGAAGAGUUACUGCUCUCAACACGCUAUUCGAGACACUGUUCACCCUUUGCAGGACUAUGGAUCCUUCUGUUCCCGAUGCACGAUCAGUUCACUUCCUCAUCUUCCCUGACAUCAAGGAAGAGUACUUGCCUAUGGUGCACACGUCCCUCACCUGUCGCUCGGUAACACUCAGCAACUCUCUCUAUUUCGCACAGGCGACUCAAACCUGGACUCGGUCAUCUUUGGUCUCAGCGCUUAGUCGAAUCAUACCAGCGUCUAUCGUCCCCCCACCACUAAGCCCAGGACCUCAACCCGAGGACAUAUACCUUCCUUUAGCAAACCUGAUCAGUGGCGUUGGUCCUACGCUCCACGCAACAAGCUUAUAA
Molecule: messenger RNA, 957 nt
Organism: Suillus clintonianus
Lineage: Eukaryota; Fungi; Basidiomycota; Agaricomycetes; Boletales; Suillaceae
Exons: 7
Coding region: 1-957 (318 amino acids)
Source: RefSeq, a predicted model, not a curated record